This is a messenger RNA of Zerene cesonia (dogface butterfly), 7616 nucleotides long. It is a transcript of the gene Prp8, whose product is annotated as pre-mRNA-processing-splicing factor 8. Gene Ontology annotation, molecular function: U1 snRNA binding; protein binding; metallopeptidase activity. Gene Ontology annotation, cellular component: U5 snRNP; catalytic step 2 spliceosome. The record is from RefSeq and is a predicted model, not a curated record. The transcript is spliced from 35 exons. NCBI's taxonomy places the organism in Eukaryota, Metazoa, Arthropoda, Insecta, Lepidoptera, Pieridae. Bases 185 to 7279 code for a protein of 2364 amino acids. Gene Ontology annotation, biological process: mRNA splicing, via spliceosome; spliceosomal tri-snRNP complex assembly.
GUAACACUGCCUUUUAAAAGUAAAAUGCAAAUGGCUACGUUUGUCUUCGUUUAGCAUUUUAGCUUUUGCGUGUAAUUUUACAAGUGAAAACAUGUGAAAUAUAAUAUACUUUCGAAUGUUAUUUACAACGAUUGGUGAUUAAACUUUAAGAACUAUUGUGUAAAAGGCAAAAAAGGUAGCAGCCAUGUCGCUGCCGCCGUAUUUGCUGGGUCCCAACCCCUGGGCCACUAUGAUGGCCCAGCAGCAGUUGGCGGCGGCUCAGCAAGCGGCAUUACAGGCGCAUGCAGCCGCCGCUGCUGCUGCACCACCAGUGCCCCCAGCUCAGCCGCCGAAGCCUCAUCAUAUACCAGAAGAAAAAAUAAAGGAAAAAACUACAAAAUGGCUCCAACUGCAGUCAAAACGUUUCGCCGAAAAGAGAAAGUUUGGUUUUGUCGAUGCACAAAAGGAAGAUAUGCCACCUGAACAUAUUAGAAAAAUUAUUCGGGACCAUGGCGACAUGACAAGCAGAAAAUACAGACAUGACAAACGUGUGUAUCUUGGUGCACUGAAAUACAUGCCCCAUGCUGUGAUGAAACUACUAGAAAAUAUGCCCAUGCCCUGGGAGCAAAUCAGAGAUGUAAAAGUACUAUAUCACAUUACUGGAGCUAUUACUUUUGUGAAUGAAAUUCCAUGGGUAAUAGAACCAGUGUACAUAGCGCAAUGGGGCACCAUGUGGAUUAUGAUGCGGCGUGAGAAGCGAGAUCGUAGACAUUUCAAAAGAAUGAGAUUUCCCCCAUUUGACGAUGAGGAACCUCCAUUGGACUAUGCAGACAAUAUUUUAGAUGUUGAACCCCUUGAGCCUAUUCAAAUAGAAUUAGACCCAGAUGAAGAUGGCGCUGUCGCUUCAUGGUUUUAUGACCACAAACCCCUACUAGGAACAGUUCAUGUCAAUGGAUCUACAUACAGAAAAUGGAAUUUGACACUACCCCAGAUGGCAACAUUGUAUAGACUUGCAAAUCAGUUGCUCACAGACUUAGUGGAUGAUAAUUAUUUCUAUCUAUUUGAUUCCAAGAGUUUCUUCACUGCUAAAGCUCUGAACAUGGCUAUUCCUGGAGGACCAAAGUUUGAGCCUCUAGUAAAGGACAAUUCUGCUGGAGAUGAGGAUUGGAAUGAAUUUAAUGACAUUAAUAAGAUUAUCAUUCGUCAACCAAUCAGAACUGAAUAUAGGAUUGCAUUUCCAUAUUUGUAUAAUAAUCUGCCACACUUUGUACAAUUGUCAUGGUAUCAUACACCAAAUGUGGUCUACAUUAAAACAGAAGAUCCAGACUUGCCAGCCUUCUACUUUGAUCCUCUUAUCAAUCCAAUUUCACACAGACAUACUGUGAAAUCUCUUGAUCCUGUGCCUGAUGAGGAAGAAUUUGUUUUACCAGAAGAAGUGACUCCCUUCUUGCAAGAGACUGCAUUAUACACAGAUAACACAGCAAAUGGCAUAGCUUUGUUAUGGGCACCAAGGCCAUUCAAUAUGAGAUCAGGACGUUGUCGUCGAGCCAUCGAUGUACCACUCGUAAAAACCUGGUACAAAGAACACUGUCCACCAGGGCAACCCGUGAAAGUACGAGUUUCGUAUCAGAAAUUGUUGAAAUAUUACGUACUAAAUGCACUCAAACAUCGUCCACCAAAGCCGCAGAAGAAGAGAUAUUUAUUCCGCUCCUUCAAAUCAACAAAAUUCUUUCAAACAACAACGCUUGACUGGGUGGAAGCUGGUCUCCAAGUGUGCAGACAGGGCUACAAUAUGCUUAACUUGCUCAUUCACAGAAAAAACCUUAAUUACCUACAUCUUGAUUAUAACUUUAACUUGAAGCCUGUCAAAACACUCACAACUAAAGAGAGAAAGAAGUCGCGAUUCGGAAAUGCAUUCCACUUGUGUCGAGAAAUACUCCGCCUUACGAAGCUGAUAGUGGACUCUCAUGUGCAAUACCGUCUUAACAAUGUGGACUCAUUCCAAUUGGCCGAUGGACUGCAAUACAUAUUUGCCCAUGUUGGUCAACUAACUGGCAUGUACCGGUAUAAAUACAAGCUCAUGAGACAGAUCAGGAUGUGCAAGGAUUUAAAACAUCUCAUCUAUUACAGAUUUAAUACUGGACCAGUGUCCAAGGGCCCUGGUUGCGGUUUCUGGGCGCCAGGUUGGCGGGUGUGGCUCUUCUUUAUGAGGGGUAUUACUCCCUUGCUAGAGAGGUGGCUUGGAAACUUGCUAUCUAGGCAAUUCGAAGGACGACAUUCAAAGGGUGUCGCAAAGACGGUGACCAAGCAGCGCGUCGAAUCUCACUUCGACCUGGAACUGCGCGCGUCCGUGAUGCACGACAUUGUGGAUAUGAUGCCGGAAGGUAUCAAGCAGAACAAGGCCAGGACUAUCCUGCAGCAUCUGUCUGAAGCAUGGCGCUGCUGGAAGGCGAAUAUACCUUGGAAGGUGCCAGGUCUGCCAACGCCAAUAGAGAACAUGAUUCUCCGCUAUGUCAAAAUGAAGGCAGACUGGUGGACGAACACGGCGCACUACAAUCGAGAGAGAAUACGGCGAGGUGCAACCGUAGACAAGACUGUGUGCAAGAAGAAUCUCGGGCGGCUCACUAGACUGUACCUGAAGGCGGAGCAGGAGCGUCAGCAUAACUAUCUAAAGGAUGGGCCUUACAUCUCGCCAGAGGAAGCCGUUGCCAUCUACACAACAACCGUGCAUUGGCUGGAGUCACGCCGUUUCGCUCCCAUCCCAUUCCCUCCCCUCUCGUACAAGCACGACACGAAACUGCUCAUAUUGGCGCUCGAGAGGCUGAAAGAAGCCUACAGCGUUAAGUCGCGGCUCAACCAGAGUCAGAGAGAGGAGCUGGGCCUGAUCGAGCAGGCGUAUGACAACCCGCACGAGGCGCUCUCGAGAAUCAAACGUCAUUUGCUCACCCAAAGAACGUUCAGAGAGGUGGGCAUAGAAUUCAUGGACCUCUAUUCGCAUCUCGUCCCAGUAUACGACGUGGAACCCCUCGAGAAGAUAACAGAUGCGUACCUGGACCAAUAUCUCUGGUAUGAAGCAGACAAACGUCGUCUGCUGCCGCCGUGGGUCAAACCGGCGGACACUGAGCCCUCGCCGCUGCUCGUGUAUAAGUGGUGUCAAGGUAUAAACAACUUGCAAGAUGUGUGGGAGGUCGGUGAAGGUGAAUGCAACGUGCUACUGGAGUCGCGCUUUGAAAAGUUGUAUGAGAAGAUAGAUCUCACGCUUCUAAACAGGCUGCUGCGUUUGAUAGUCGACCACAAUAUUGCUGACUAUAUGACCGCUAAGAAUAACGUCGUUAUUAAUUACAAGGACAUGAACCACACGAACUCGUACGGCAUCAUUCGAGGCCUGCAAUUCGCAUCGUUCAUAGUCCAGUACUACGGCCUGGUGCUGGACUUGCUGGUGCUGGGUCUGCAGCGCGCCAGCGAGAUGGCCGGCCCGCCGCAGCUGCCGAACGACUUCCUAGCGUACCAAGAUCGCAACGUGGAAACUGCGCAUCCGAUACGCCUGUACUGUAGAUACGUCGACCGGAUUCAUAUAUUCUUUAGAUUCACGGCCGAAGAGGCGCGCGAUCUAAUACAGCGGUACCUCACCGAGCACCCCGACCCCAACAAUGAGAACAUUGUCGGUUACAACAACAAGAAGUGCUGGCCCCGUGAUGCGAGGAUGAGACUCAUGAAACACGACGUUAACUUGGGUCGAGCAGUAUUCUGGGAUAUAAAGAACCGUCUGCCGCGCUCCGUAACCACAAUACAGUGGGAGAAUAGCUUUGUUUCUGUCUAUUCCAAGGACAAUCCCAAUUUGCUCUUUAAUAUGGCUGGAUUUGAGUGCAGAAUUCUACCAAAGUGUCGCAGUCAAAAUGAGGAACUGUCUCACCGGGAUGGUGUGUGGAACUUACAAAACGAGGUGACCAAGGAGAGAACGGCCCAAUGCUACUUGCGCGUCGACGAUGAGUCGCUAGCGAGGUUCCACAACCGCGUGCGUCAGAUACUCAUGGCGUCCGGGUCCACCACGUUCACGAAGAUCGUCAAUAAGUGGAACACGGCGCUUAUUGGACUGAUGACUUACUUCCGUGAAGCAGUCGUCAAUACCCAAGAGCUAUUAGAUCUGCUUGUUAAGUGUGAGAAUAAGAUUCAGACCCGUAUCAAGAUUGGUCUCAACUCAAAAAUGCCUUCCCGUUUCCCACCGGUAGUGUUCUAUACGCCCAAAGAGUUGGGUGGCUUGGGAAUGUUGUCUAUGGGGCAUGUGCUCAUUCCACAGUCGGACCUGCGCUGGUCGAAACAAACGGACGUCGGCAUCACGCACUUCCGCUCAGGCAUGUCCCACGACGAGGAUCAGCUGAUACCCAACCUGUACCGCUACAUCCAGCCCUGGGAGGCCGAGUUUGUGGACUCGCAGAGGGUCUGGGCGGAAUAUGCGCUCAAACGGCAGGAGGCCAACGCGCAGAACAGGCGUUUAACACUCGAAGACUUGGAAGACUCAUGGGAUAGAGGCAUUCCAAGAAUAAACACGCUGUUCCAGAAGGACAGGCACACGCUCGCGUACGAUAAGGGAUGGCGGAUUCGAACUGAGUUCAAACAGUAUCAGGUCCUAAAACAAAAUCCCUUCUGGUGGACGCACCAGCGCCACGACGGCAAGCUGUGGAACCUGAACAACUACAGGACGGACAUGAUACAAGCGCUCGGUGGUGUCGAGGGCAUCCUGGAGCAUACACUCUUCAAGGGAACAUACUUCCCCACGUGGGAGGGUUUGUUCUGGGAGAAGGCGUCAGGUUUCGAAGAAUCGAUGAAAUACAAGAAACUGACAAACGCCCAGCGAUCCGGUUUGAACCAAAUUCCGAACCGGCGAUUCACACUCUGGUGGUCGCCCACUAUCAACAGAGCCAACGUGUAUGUUGGUUUCCAGGUACAAUUAGAUUUGACGGGUAUUUUCAUGCAUGGCAAGAUUCCUACAUUGAAAAUCUCUCUCAUCCAAAUAUUCAGAGCUCACUUGUGGCAGAAGGUCCAUGAGUCUAUUGUUAUGGACUUGUGUCAGGUAUUUGAUCAAGAGCUAGAUGCACUCGAGAUCGAAACUGUGCAAAAGGAAACUAUUCACCCGCGUAAAUCUUACAAAAUGAACUCCUCCUGCGCCGACAUUCUCCUGUUCUCUGCAUACAAGUGGAAUGUGUCUCGGCCUUCGCUCCUGGCUGAUACGAAAGACACAAUGGACAACACAACGACGCAGAAGUACUGGCUCGACAUUCAGCUGCGCUGGGGCGACUACGACUCGCACGACAUCGAGCGAUACGCGAGGGCCAAGUUCCUCGACUACACAACUGACAACAUGUCAAUAUAUCCCUCGCCCACCGGGCUGCUCAUUGCUAUUGAUUUGGCGUAUAACUUGCACAGUGCAUACGGCAAUUGGUUCCCGGGAUGCAAGCCGCUAAUCCAGCAGGCGAUGGCCAAAAUAAUGAAGGCCAACCCCGCGCUGUACGUGUUGCGAGAGAGAAUACGCAAAGCCCUCCAGUUGUACUCGUCUGAACCGACUGAGCCCUACCUGUCCAGUCAGAAUUAUGGAGAGCUGUUCUCUAAUCAGAUUAUUUGGUUCGUAGACGACACAAACGUAUACCGUGUGACGAUCCACAAAACAUUCGAGGGUAAUCUUACAACGAAACCGAUAAACGGCGCCAUCUUUAUAUUCAACCCGCGUACGGGACAACUGUUUUUGAAGAUCAUUCACACGAGCGUGUGGGCCGGCCAGAAACGUCUAGGACAGCUCGCAAAAUGGAAAACGGCUGAAGAAGUGGCGGCGUUGAUUCGAUCGCUGCCAGUUGAAGAACAGCCAAAGCAGAUUAUCGUCACUAGAAAGGGAAUGUUGGAUCCACUUGAGGUGCAUUUACUCGACUUCCCGAACAUCGUGAUCAAGGGUUCCGAGUUACAACUGCCAUUCCAAGCCUGUCUGAAAGUGGAGAAGUUUGGUGACCUCAUCCUGAAGGCCACGGAGCCUCAGAUGGUGCUAUUCAACUUGUACGAUGAUUGGUUGAAGACUAUUUCAUCAUAUACAGCGUUCAGUCGUCUGAUCCUCAUACUGCGCGCGCUGCACGUGAAUACGGAGCGCACCAAGGUGCUGCUGAAGCCGGACAAGACGACGCUUACCGAGCCGCACCACAUCUGGCCGACGCUCAGCGACGACGACUGGAUCAAGGUCGAGGUGCAGCUCAAGGACUUGAUACUGGCCGACUAUGGGAAGAAGAACAACGUCAACGUGGCUUCGCUCACGCAGUCCGAGAUACGCGACAUCAUCCUCGGCAUGGAGAUAUCCGCGCCGUCGGCGCAACGUCAGCAGAUUGCCGAAAUCGAGAAGCAGAGCAAGGAGCAGAGUCAGUUGACCGCGACCACCACGCGCACGGUCAACAAGCACGGCGACGAGAUCAUCACCUCCACCACCAGCAAUUACGAGUCGCAGACUUUCAGUUCUAAAACGGAAUGGCGAGUGCGUGCUAUAUCCGCUACGAAUCUGCAUCUGCGUACAAAUCACAUCUACGUCAGCUCGGACGACAUCAAGGAGAGCGGGUACACCUACAUAUUACCAAAGAAUCUGCUCAAGAAGUUCGUUACAAUCUCCGAUUUGAGAGCACAGAUCGCGUGCUACCUGUACGGCACGUCGCCGGCGGACAACCCGCAGGUGCGCGAGGUGCACUGCGCCGUGCUGCCGCCGCAGUGGGGCACGCACCAGAGCGUGCACCUGCCGCGCCACCUGCCCAAGCACCCGGCGCUCGCACACCUGCAGCCGCUCGGCUGGAUGCACACGCAGCCCAACGAGCUGCCGCAGCUCUCGCCGCAGGACAUAACUGCGCACGCAAAAAUCAUGGCCGACAAUCCAUCCUGGGACGGAGAAAAGACGAUCAUCAUCACUUGCUCCUUCACGCCCGGCUCCUGCUCGCUCACAGCGUACAAACUCACCCCCAGUGGGUACGAGUGGGGUGUGAAGAAUACUGACAGGGGCAAUAACCCCAAGGGAUACUUGCCCAGCCACUACGAAAAGGUUCAAAUGUUGCUGUCUGAUAGAUUCCUUGGGUACUUCAUGGUGCCGUCGCAAGGCAGUUGGAAUUAUAACUUUAUGGGUGUGCGCCACGACCCGAACAUGAAGUACGGCGUGCAACUGGGCAACCCGCGCGAGUUCUACCACGAGGUGCACCGGCCGGCACACUUCAUGAACUUCGCGGCUAUGGAGGACGCCACGGCGCCCGCCAUCGCCGCCGACAGAGAGGACGUGUACGCUUAGGAUUAUAGGAUUAAAUACUACUAGGGUCGGCAGUUUUCUGUUUUGUUCUGGGUACUUAAUGGAAGAUAUUAUGUUAGACUAUUAUGUUGUCUAAUAUACGUUUGUAAUAAAGUUGAAGUCUAAGUUUACUUUGAUUUAAAUAUAGGUAGUAUUUGUCAAUAGUACAGCAACUCCACAUACCCUGCGUCUGAGAUUACAGUCCCUUGUUCAAUAGUUUGAAUGAUUUAUUUCAUUGGUUAGAAAAGACUGUAUCUUCCAUUAAUGACAUCUGCUUGUUUGAUAUAAUUUGAAUUGAAAACUGUAUAUAAUAUAAGAAUAAAUUGUUUCGUAUAUUGUG